ACUGGGCGGCGGGUGCCAUGCGCCUCGAGCUUCCUAGUCUCAGCUCCCGCCCACCGCACCCGCCCGCCUCCUCGGUCACGCCCUAGACCGCCGACACCUGUCAAGCAGGUGAGUUCGAGCAGUCCCGGGGUUGGUUCGGCCCGGGAUGGGCUAGACCGGGAGCCAAACCGCAAGCGUCCCCGAGGUGUCCUAGUGCCCUGGGUGGCCUCCUUGAGUGUGGCCUGAACCUCUGGAGUAGCUUUCGGGAGCAAACGCCUCGGAGCAGAAGACACGGGCGGUGCUGGCGACCUGACGAGCGAACCAACGCCAUCCUUUCCUGCUGCUCCACCUCUGCUCCCCCUUCCUGCGGAGUCACUAAACUAACUCAAAACUGAUUCGUGCCUAUAACCAUUAGAGCAAAUAGCUAUCAUUUUCUCGUCGCCUACUUCGUGCCUGGCACUGUGCUUAAUGCUAGAUCUCAAACAAAGAGGGACACAGCAGACUCCUGCCCUGAAACACUGUGUGUCCCAACCCAGCAGGAAUUGACGGCAGCACAGAUGAAAAAAUGCCAGAAAACCUCAGAGCAGUCUGGCCUCAACCACAGCAAACAGCUCUCAACAGCCAGCCCCCAGCUCACCCUUCCUUUUCAUAAAAAAAUAAACACAGAACCUGAGAAUGAGGUAGAUGUCUCUGUCCUGAUACCAGUUCUCAACUUGAGCAAAUUAGUGCCUCUAGCCACUUCAGAGAAAACAGAUCUCUGAUUUGAUGGCAGCAGUGGGAUCUGAAGUGAACUUCUGAUGGCUUCAGGACAACAAGAAACACAGGCAUGGUAUUCCACAAACCCACUGAGUUCUCUGUCUUCCUGCCAUUUCCGAAGGCCAUGGGAAGAGAAAACGAAAUUGAUGGGUGUCUCGCCAGUCUUUCCUGCAAGUUUCUCCAAGUGUGAAAGUUGGCUGGAGCCAGACAAGACUGCCCUGCCUGUGGCUAUUGUUCUUGCUGUGAAGCUGAAACCAGCCCAUCAAACCAGCUCUGUCAGGCUGGCUGCCUCCCAACCUGCCUGCCUAAAGGUAUCUUCCUCUCAGGAUGGCACAGACGCAUACACCCCAUCUCCCCAGCUGAACUACCACCGCUGGAACCACUCACCUAUGACCACAUGCCUUCCUCCUAGAACCAUUGUUAAACUCCUCUCAACCUCCCCUGUUAACACACUGAUGAUUAGUUUAUCAUCAGAUUACGUGAACUCGGGGCUUGGAUCAAGUGAAUUUGGUUUGGAGCCGACGGGUAAAGUCAGGAGCGUGAGGGUGAAUCAUAGACUAUUAGAUGCAGCAGGAACGUUAGAAAGCUGUAUUGGCCCAUCCCAGCAUUUUACAGCCGUAGAAACUGAUAUACAGGUGCCAAAGCUUUGGUAUCUUGAUUGUGGAAUGACCACAUUUUGCCUGGGACCGAACGGUUUCCUGGAGUGUGAGACUUGCAGUGCUCAAACUGGGAAAGUCCUGGACAAAGCAGGACAAGUUGACCACUCUGCUUGCUUGGGAGCCCCAAACUCUUCUGCUUCUCUGGGCAAGUCAGAUUUGCGCAAGCCCUGACAGCAAAGGCCCCACGGCUGCUUGGUACAGCUCAAAAACCCCAGGUGGAGAAAUGACAGCAACACAAACUUACACGGCACAGUUUAACCCCGGCUCGCUCCCCUGAAUGGUCAGUAUCCAGGCAUGAACUUGGAUGCCACAUGGAAGCAGCCAUGUGAGGUAAGGUUGUGUCUGCCUCAUGGAUGACUGAACUCUUAGCCUCUUGGGCCAACUGCAUUUGGGAAAGCCGGGUGGAUUGAGUCAGUCUCAGAAAAUAAGGCUGUGGUCUGCCUUAUUGACUUCAGAGAGAGGGCCACUGGGUCUGCCUCAGCCAUGCAGUUCACAGAGCCUGCAAGGAGAGGGCCGCUGCAUCUUGUCUGUGCUCCAUGUAGCUGCGUGGAGGGUGGAAUGGAGAAGUGGUCAGGCAGGGAGAAGGGUCAGCAGGGUGCCCCGUGGUACCAUCACUUCCUCUUUCAGAAGUUUUGUCAUUCAGAGGUUUUGAAUCCUGCAGUAGGCAGUUAUUCUUGGCUAACUUUGGACUUUUUCCUUAAAUGCCAAGCAUCUAAUUUUUAAAUAUUUCUUGGUUUUACUUCUCCUCCUGGCCUAUUUUGCCCCAGCCCUUGGUUGCUUGGUAGCUGUUUCCUUCACCAGGCCUCCUGCUUUCUGUUCUGCUGGGAUGCAGCCUCUAGCUCAUGCCCUGCACCUGGGGAUGAGUGUGUGGUGAUGAGACGAGAAGGAAAGGGGGAAGCAAGAAAGGAAUAAUGCAAGGAUCCCAGUCAGGCAAAAUUGUCAGAUGGUACACGUUCGCUUCAACAUUCUCUUUCCUGUGGGCAUUCCCUUAAGCUAUGCCUGGACACCCCUGCCCCCAUCCCUAUUCCUACACACAACUGCUGAGAUCUACUUUCUUCAUGCCCCACACUUGUUCUCGACCACCACUGAAAUGUCUUUCUUAGUGCCGAAAUAACAUUUACAAAUUUACUGAUCAGAAAAACUCGUCACUGUUAAUGGGAUUUAAAGUCAGAGGCCAAGGCCUCAAAAGUGAAUCCUAACUAUGACCUGUAUAAUUAAUACCCCUCUUAGGUUGUCUUAACACUUGAGUGAACCUGAUGCCAGUGGAGGGAUUUUGAAAUUGGGGGAGGGGAUGGGAAGCAUAGUGAAGGAUUAUUUAUGAUAAGGGUUGCCAGAUUUAGCGGAGAAAAAUUGGGCACCCAGUUGAGUCUGAAUUUCACAUAAAAAAAUACAUUUUUUAUAAUUUAGUAUAAGGAUGUCCCUUGCAAUAUUCGUGAUAUACUAAAAAUUAUUCAUUGUUUAUCUGAAAUUCAAAUUUAACUGGGCGUCUUGUAUUUUAUCUGGCAACCCUCUGACCCACAAUGUCUCCCGAAUAUGCAGCCUUUGCAGCAGGAGGUCGGGAUUGCUGCAGAAUUUGGAACAGUUUCCAGAUGUCUGGCAGAAGGGAAGCAAGUCCAUCAGAGAGGGCAUCAUGUGGUACAGUCAGGUGAAAUCUGUGCCCCCAGUGCCAGGCCUGCUGAUGUGCAGGGCCAUGUGAGGUAGGCCUGAACGGAAUACCCCUGGAGCCUGGCCAAGGUGCUGGUAGAAAGGGCAUGUUCUGCUGGGUCCUUCCCAGAAGAUACAGUGUCUGGUUCCGGUGCUGACAACUGACCCAUCUGAUAUCCAUCACACUAGAACAUUAUUUUUAGAUCUAGGGAAAGAGUGGCAAGGUUUUAAAAAUAAGGUACUAGAUAUAGAGGGAAACUACAUUCAAGAAGCUCAAUCCUGACUAGGAAAUGCAAUCCCUGGGCCUGCUAACAUUAGACCUAGAAAAGGUUAGGACCAGCAGCUUUCUGUGUAAAAAUGCCUAAGACUGAGACCCAACACUUUUCUUUUCCUUUUUUAAUAAACAAAGGUAAUGCUACUAGCUUCAAGAGAAUUGCUUUAGCCACCUAUAAUAAUCUUUUUGUUUCCCAUUAAUGAAGAGAGUGAAAUUAAUCUUUCAUUUUCUUUUUGUUUCGUUAUCUCUUUUUGGCUUCUGUAUGGGAUAUACCCUGUCUGCUCUUCCAGAUCUACCCUCUAUCCUUCUUCUCUACCCUGCUCUGUGCUCUGGGAAGCUGACCCUUAGGACUCCCUUCGUUUCUGUCUUCUGUUAGGACCAGCCAACGGGAGACAUCAGCAAGAGAUUGGAGGUUGGAAGACAGUUAGGUCAGAAGGAUAACGUUAUUGUAGUUGGCGUUUAUUAAAAUGCUCAUGGUUUCAACAACUUGAUAAAAAGCACUCAAAAUAGGAACAGAUGGGGCUUCCCUGGUGGUGCAGUGGUUGAAAAUCCGCCUGCCGAUGCAGGGGACAUGGGUUCGUGCCCCGGUCCGGGAAGAUCCCACAUGCCGUGGAGCGGCUGGGCCCGUGAGCCAUGGCCGCUGAGCCUGUGCGUCCAGAGCCUGUGCUCCGCAACGGGAGAGGCCACGACAGUGAGAGGCCCGCGUACCAAAAAAAAAAAAAAUAGAAUCCGCCUGCCAUUGCAGGGGACAUGGGUUCAAGCCCUGGUCCGGGAAGAUCCCACAUGCCGCAGAGCAACUAAGCCCUUGCACCACAACUACUGAGCCUAGAGCCCGUACUCUGCAACAAGAAAAGCCACCACUAUGAGAAACCUGCACACCGCAACGAAGAGUAGCCCCCACUCACCGCAGCUAGAGAAAGCCAGCGCGCAGCAAUGAAACCCAAUGCAACCAAAAAUAAAAUUAAAAAAAAAAAACGGCGACAUUGCAAAUCACCAGAGAAAAGAGUAACUAUUCAAUAAAUGGUGUUGGUAUAACUGGAUAGCCAUCUGGAAUAAAACUGGAUCCAUA
This is a messenger RNA of Physeter macrocephalus (sperm whale), 4381 nucleotides long. RefSeq lists its product as uncharacterized. Bases 777 to 1565 code for a protein of 262 amino acids. The record is from RefSeq and is a predicted model, not a curated record. NCBI's taxonomy places the organism in Eukaryota, Metazoa, Chordata, Mammalia, Artiodactyla, Physeteridae. The transcript is spliced from 7 exons.